AUGAGACCGGACUACAUGGGUGUCAUGUUCCUAACGAGCGCCGUCGUCUCGUUCAACGCCGGCAUGUGGCAAAUCUUCCGCCGCGCCGAAAAGAAGCGGCUGAUGGAGAACCACAAUAAUCUUGCGAAGCCCCCUCUACACGAGCUCCCGUCGGACGACGCCGCAUGCAACGAGUUCGAGUUCCGCCGGACCGAGCUGGAGGGCACCUUUGACAACGAGGGCUCCAUGCUUGUCGGCCCACGCGCACUGCCCUCCUUCAAGGGCGCUGCGACCAACGACGAGAGCAAGGGAGGCUUCUUCGUGCUGACACCAUUCGAAAUCGCCAGCACAAAGCAGUUCGUGAUGGUGCACCGCGGCUGGGUUCCCAUCGAUGCGGGGAAGCACCGCACGCUGCUGAUGCAGUACAUCGGCGAGGGCUUCGCCGCGGGGACGGUGCGCGGGAUCCUGCGCCGCGAGGAGUUCAUCUCCGGCUCGCUGCUGUGGGGGCCGAGCGAGUACAACGACGGGCCCGCCGCCGCGGACCUCUCGUGGCUCGCAGUGCGGCCGUGGAACAUGGUGCUCGACUACUACCGGCGCCGCUGGGGGCAGCGCGGCGCUGACGCUGUUGUUGCCGAGCGCGGUGCCCACCACUACUACGUGGAGAUGCUCGAGGACUACUCGGGCGACGACCAGCGGCUGGUGCGCGGCCACGCAUGGCCGUGGCGUCGCAACGUCGAGGAGGUGACGUACGUGCACCUGCUGCCGGUUGUGCACACCAUGUACGUCUUCUUCUGGUUCUCCGUCACGAUCGGCUCCCUCUACGGCAUGGGCCGCUGCUACCAGCACCAGAAGAGGCUCUUCGCUAUGCGGAAGCGCAUGACGGCGCAGGCGACGCAGUUGGAGCGGCGGCGGCAGGAGGAGGCGCAGGCGUACCUGCAGGCUAUGCAGGAGGUGGAGCGGGUGAAGCAGGUCGGCGCCGCGGCUGCCGCGCAGUUGGGGGCGCAGCAGCAGCAGCAGCAGCAGCAGGAUCGCAAGGAACAACCACCGCAACAAGAAGAAAGCCCGGCCGGCGAUGAGGCACAGAAGAGGCCCUGA
Messenger RNA from Trypanosoma grayi, 1074 nucleotides. Its product is annotated as surfeit locus 1 family protein. The transcript has a single exon. NCBI's taxonomy places the organism in Eukaryota, Euglenozoa, Kinetoplastea, Trypanosomatida, Trypanosomatidae. Gene Ontology annotation, cellular component: membrane. The coding region runs from base 1 to 1074 and encodes 357 amino acids. The record is from RefSeq and is a predicted model, not a curated record.